GUGCGGUGUGGACGUGACGCGUGUUCGAAUGAUAUUACGUACGAUUUCAUGCGGAGAACAAUUUUGUGAUUUAAAUAAAAUAAACGCGGGAAGUGCUUUCUGUGUUAUGAUGGAAUACAAUUGAUGUGUGUGUGUUCUAAUUUCGGAACGUAAGAAAUAUCCCGCGGUUUGAAUGACGAAAUGAAAUAAAAUCCAAGCUCUGAGUGAAAACCAUUGUGUGUCAGUGUAGUAGUGCAUUUUUGUAAUGGUGUGAGUGAGUGUCACAUACACAUGAUGGCGAUGAAAAUUUUGCUAGUUUUGCUGACGGUCCUCGCCUGUCACUUCGCGGCUGCUGAAAGAGAUCAUGCAUCUGCACUGGCAGGGAAUACUGCUCGCUUAAGAUGCCGUAUAGAUGGCAAGUCAUGUGGGGAGAUGCACAGUAUAAAAUGGUACAAAGCUGACACAAGAGUCUACGUCUAUUCAGCCUCUAAAGACGCAGCGAUUAACCGACCUGAAGGAGAUAUGAUGGACAGGAUGUCAAUCGCACACGAACCGAACGCCACGUACGCCGAGCUGGUGAUCACAAACGUACAACCUGAUGAUGAAGGGGUCUAUCGCUGUGAGAUAACCUACCUGCAAGUGGGGGAAGACUGCAACACAGUACAAGUCACCGAUUUUCACACAUACAUUAAACCGAAAUCAGUGGAAGUGAGAACCGGGGACGGACUAGUUUUAUCUGAAGGAGCUGUCUUUGGGCCACUUUUGGAGAGGACGAAAGUCAACAUCACUUGCUUGGUGGUGGGCGGCAAGCCCCAGCCGAAGAUCACGUGGUACUUUAAUGGGAAAGAAAAAUUAGAUGCUCGAACAAUCACCGACCAGUCAUCAGUGCAACACGUUCUUCCUCUCACUGUCACACGCACAGAACUGGGAGGCCAGCUGACUUGCAAUGUGUCCUCUGCAGCGCUGGACUCACCAAUAUUGCGAAGAGUGAAACUUGAUGUCAAAGUUCCACCAAACAAGAUCGCCAUAACAGGAAUAAAGGACCACGCAACACAGGGUACGCUACUUACUCUGAUGUGCAAGGUGUCGGGAGCACGUCCGGCUGCGAGCAUCGAAUGGUUCAACGGAACCCAGAAGCUCACUCCAGAUAACCGUAACAUACAGAAUAAGGAAUUCGAAUCGAGCGACAAAACAUUUGAAACACAAUCGAACCUCACAUUCGAGGCGACGCGUUAUGAAAACGGAAGAAAAUUUAUCUGCAAGGCGGUGAAUGACGUCAUGCUGGAGACGAAAGAUCAUCCGAUACAUGCAACUCUUGAAUUGGAGAUUUGGUAUCCUCCGAUUGUCCACGUUGGUCCAUCCAACAUCACAGUAGUUGAAGGACAAAAGAUUCUUCUUAAAAGCGAAUACGAGAGCAAUCCCUCAUCACUGAGAGAAGUUAUAUGGUUCCGCGAUGGGAAGAAGGUGAACGUCAAUAAUUCGCACUAUCAAGGCGGUAGCAUCGACCAGCACUCGCUCAUCAUUCUCGACGCCAGUGGUGAUGACAUGGGAAACUAUACCGUAUUGCUUGCAAAUACGGUCGGGAAUGGAACGACGAAUGAAACUAUCAGUGUCAAUGUUCUAUUUAAACCUCAAGUCCGCCUUAUCAUGAGCUCACCAAGCCCCAUCUUGGAGACGGACCACAAGAACGUGACGCUCACUUGUGAAGUUGUGACUGGAAACCCUUCGAUCCUGGAUGAAGUCAUCUGGUAUCUGGACGGCGAAGUGCUGAAACAUCUGCCGGAGUGUAAUGGAACUGAUGACGCUCUUUGCAAUGAAGUAGACCCGUCAAUGCUACUACUCCAGGACACCACAAAGAGUUUCCACGGGAACUACUCGUGCAAAGGAAAGAACUACGCUGGUUGGGGAAACGAGAGUGAAAAGACGGAGCUCGUUGUUAAUUAUCCACCCGGACCAGCAAAACUGACUUACUCUCCAUGGCGCGUUAUCAAGGGGAAGUCCCUCGUGCUCAGCUGCAGCAUACAAGAGAAGGGACGGCCGGAAACACAUAGGUUCCGCUGGCUCCGCGGCAGUCGCGCUAUCAGCGACAUCGUGUCUCAGAACUGGACCAUCGAUCCUGUCACUCUUGACCACCGCACCAACUUCUCCUGCCGAGGAAUCAACUCAGGCGGAGACGGACCGCAGGCAAUAGUCAAUAUUGAUGUCUUAGCACCACCAAGUUUCAAAUACGCGAUGAAUCAUUACAGCGGUGCCUUGUAUAAAUCUCAGAAUAUUUCACUAUCAUGUACAGUGGAAUGUGCUCCUCUGUGUACGGUGGAAUGGCUUAAAGAUGGUCAACGUAUAGAUCCAGAUAAAACGGACAAAUAUUACGUCGUCGAAAGGAAAAUAGAACCUCAAGUAAAUAGGAAUGAUUUUGAAGCAACAGAAUCUACUUUGCAUUGGAACAUGUCGGCAUGGUCGGGCGGCGUGCUGUCGCGCGGCGAUUCCGCGCGCUACGCAUGCCGCUCAUCGCGCAACGACGCCGGCCCGCCCGUCACCAGCACCACCAACUUCGCCGUCGAGUAUGAGCCAGAGAACAUAACGGUCACCCCGAGCGUCGUGUCAGUUAUCGAAAACGAAAUACCGGCGAAAGUUGUCUGCUCAGCCAACGGCUUUCCGAUGCCGAGCUACUCGUGGCGGCGCGAGCGCGCGUCGAAGGGCGCGGCGCGCGCGCACAACGCGAGCGCGGCGCUGUCGGCCGCCAACACGCUGCUGCUGCCCGCUGCCACGCGCGCGCACGCCGGCCGCUACGUGUGCGAAGCUUACAACCGCCACGGCGCCGUCAACACCACCGUGCUGCUGGACGUCAUGUUUAUACCGGAAUGUGGAAUAAAGCAAAUAGAAAUGGAGGGCGAUCAAGUGUUAGUCUGCACGGCGCACGCUAAUCCUUCUGAGGUGUCGUUCUCGUGGAAGUUGAAGAACGACAACGACAGUCUAUCUGAUGAGAAGAUCUGGCAGAGCGGCGCGCAGAGCUUCCUGCGUCUGAGCACGCGCGUGUCCGUAUACCGGACAUACCUGUGCGUGGCCAACAACAGUGUCGGCGUGUCCCGGCCUUGUGAGCGUGACGUCAUGGGUACAAAAGUAUGGUGGCGUGACCAACAGAAAUUGAUGUUGAUCGGUGGUAUCGCGCUUGCCGUCCUCGUGGUGACUGUCGUGCUCUGCGUACUCAUCAUAUGCAUCUGUCGCAGGAUGCGCGCCAAGUCCAAAUAUAAUAACCCCGUCGAACUCGAAGAGAGAGAAAAUCCGGAUGGUAGCUGUCUAAACGAAGUGUCUAUAGCUCAAUCUAUUAUAUCGCAAGCUUUACCCGCUUUAUCACCGCGUUUAAAUUUAUCAUUCAAUACCAAAUCACCAGAUAGAACUAGACUAGUCGAAUCACAGAGCUACCCUCAUAACUUAGAAAUGACAAUCAAAGAAAGGUCAAAUAAUUUACAAACUACUGUCAUACAAUCAGAAUCAAAUGACGAAACUAUUCAGAGUAACAAAGAAACUGAAAUAGAAAAUUCUGAAAAUCAGAAUUCUGAACCUAAAAUCGAUACAAAUAAGGUUCAAACUGUAGUGACGCCUAAUAAAUGGCCUUUGAAACCAGGUGUUUUAGUACAUGUCAAUUCUAAUCAUACGCUCAGUCCGAAAAAUCAAGCAAGAUUACAUAAUAGGACACAAACAGAUAAUAAUACUGAAGAAACUAACUUGGGAUUAUUAGAAAGAAAUAGAAAUGAAGAAAACAGGGUAACACCUAAGCCAGAGUAUUCUAAAAAGGCUGGGAAACCUAAAAAAAAUACACAGAAGGUCGUUACAGGAAUUUUAAAAACAUUUAGACGCAAAAGUGACUCAUCUGACGAUGAAAGUGGAAAAUAUAAGAAAAUUAAUAAAUCAAAUAAAAGAGCCGUAUCACUAGUAAAUUUAAACAAAAGCUGUGGACCUAAAAGAAGUAUUCGAUCUUUUUUUCUAAGUGAAACACCAAACGUGAUUGUCACUGAAGGAGUUGUAUCGUUUAAAAGACCUGAUAGAAUUUGCACAACGAAUAAUAAAACUGAACCGAUUAAAGAACCACCGAGAGUUACAAGAAAACGAAAGAAACCUGGCGACAGCCCACCUACGAAUGGCGUAGAUAAUGCAGCAAACGGUAACUUAGGAACGGAAAACCCCGGUCUCUACGAGAACCUGCCGUUCCACGGUCUCCAACAACCUCCUAAUAAACCUUUCAGAAUAGAAGAUCAGUUCAUAUACGCAGAUGCUGAUAUGAAAGAUUACGGGCCAAUCAACUAUAAAGCAGCUUCAAUUUACGCCCAAAUGAAAAAAGUCAAAAACCAACAGAAAUUACAGGAAGCUUACGAGAAAGAACAUCCCGAAGAUGACAUGCUAUGAUCUUUAUAACAAAUAAAUCUUAUAUAAACGUCUGGAAAUAUUAUGUGUUAAAUAAUUAGUCAAAUAUUAGGUAAUUACAAAUUUGUAUUUCAUCUUGACCAACAAAUCGAUAGUUAUACUAUUUAUGUAUUCUUCAAUUGUUUAAAUAAUAACACAAAUUAUUUCAAAUACAUUUUGCCUAAAAAUAACACUGGAAAUGAUGAUUCGUAUGUAUCAAGACUGUUUAUAAACGAAUAUUGAAUCAACAAUGAAAAAUAUGACCCCCACUAUGUACAGAUUACUCGGUGUUGUAAAUAAUGUAGUUAUCUCGUAUACUUUAAUGUCACACAAUUCCAAGAAUCGACACAUAAUUUGAUUUUGUUUACAACACAAAUGUCUAGUGAAUUUUUAUUUCUAACUUUGUUACUUAUAGAUGUGGAUUAAAAAAAAAUAUUUUAAUGAAUUUCACUUUUGUUUUCAUUUAAGAUUUUUUUUAGAUUGCAUAGAAGUGACUUUAAACUGAAAGCAGAAAAAAAUAGGAUAACUCAAAUACGCAAUUUAAUUAUUAUUUUUUAACUUAAUAUUGUUUUUUUUAAUCACAUCUCUAACUUACAAAUUCUCCACCAGCCUAGAAAAGCUUCAGUAGUGAACACGGCUAGUUUUAUCACCGUCCGUCCAAACGGGAAUUCUGGAAACCUAGUUGAGUUUAGCUAAACCCAUUUCUGUAAAAAAAUUAGUGUAAAAUAUACUUAAACGUAUAGUUAAAAGUUUCUAUCUCAUAAGUAGAGUGCGCGAUAGUCGCACAACGGAACGUAGAAGAGUUCACGGUUGCGUUUAUACGAUAUAAUGGCCCGUAGAGUAAUUGGCAUUUAUUUUUAUGAUCGCCUUGAAUUUUUGUUAAUUUACAUUUGUAAUAAGCUAUGACUUAAAUCUCUCUAUCAGAAAAAAAAACAAAAUUUACUUUUUUUACAUAUAUUUAUGGACUAAGGAUCUUUGUAUAUUAUUUAUUCUAAAGUAGUUUUUUUUUUUAAGUACACAAAGAAUGUAUGUAUACAUGUAUGUACAGUUCGAAAUUUGAAAUUAAUUCUGAAACGCUGUAACACAAUAAAUGUUGGCAUGUUUUCUGAUAGAGAGUCUUCAUUAUAGUUUUAAUCUAAUUUUGUUCGGUUUGAACAUUUUGUGAGACUUAACAUUUUUUUAUUUAUUUAUUGUACUAAUGUAAAUAAAAAUGUAAGUGGAAUUUUUGUACAUGUUUAUACUUUUUGGUAUCGUUAUUGUUUUUUUCUUAACAAAAUUUGUGUUUUAAUUCCAUUUUCAAUUUUAACAGUUGUUUUUUAAACCACAGCACACUAGUUGAUAAGUAUUAAGAGAGACGGAUUGAAUUCGACAGUUAAAAAAAAUAGUGUUCGAAUUGUAAAUUCAAAUGUAAAAGAUUAAUUCCAGUUGAAAAUAAUUUGAAAUUAAAAAUCGUUCUAAAUUUAAAUUUUAAUAAAUAAAUGUCAAAUUCAAUCCGCAUUGCGAAUCUAGGUGAAAAUAAAACGUAACAGAUUUUGUACAUAAUGAAACUUGUUAAAAUAUUGUCAGAUAGUAUUAAUAAAUAAUUUAUGGAUUUUG
This is a messenger RNA of Nymphalis io (European peacock), 5976 nucleotides long. RefSeq names its product hemicentin-1 (gene nrm). The transcript is spliced from 28 exons. The record is from RefSeq and is a predicted model, not a curated record. Bases 271 to 4383 code for a protein of 1370 amino acids. Lineage: Eukaryota; Metazoa; Arthropoda; Insecta; Lepidoptera; Nymphalidae. Gene Ontology annotation, molecular function: cell adhesion molecule binding. Gene Ontology annotation, biological process: cell-cell adhesion. Gene Ontology annotation, cellular component: membrane; tetraspanin-enriched microdomain; cell-cell junction.